UUCACGUAAAUAUUUUAUCAAAAUGCCGUUUAAAAUUGUUCAAACAAUUGAAAGUAACGAGUUGUGCUUGUGUGUUGUUCCAUCGCGCUGGGAAAAUGAAGGAACUUUAUUUUGGCCAAAAAAAUCAGUUGUUUGGAGAUUGUGCCACGAUGAAAAUUCUCAGCCUAGUGAAAACUGGGAGAAAAUUAGUUGUGUAUUGAAGCGCGAAUUUAAUACAUAUGCUGAAGCACAGCAGGAAUUGGAUUAUAUGGAACUGAAUACUGAGACUGAAAUGGAUGAGCAACCUGAAGCAAAAAAGGUUUGUCGAAGGAAUGCCCCAACAUCCAUUGAAAAAGAUUUUAAUGAUCUUGUCACUGAUCCACAAGAAUUGGAAACCGUUACGGUAAUUUCAGGAGAACAAAUUGCUUUACCCAAUGUUGAUGUAUCGGAAGAUGAACAAAGCGCCAUGGAAGAAAAUAUCACUGAGGCGCAUUUAACAGAAAUUGAAAUAAAUGAGAUUAUUCCAGAAGCUUCACUGACGGCAAUUGUUACGAACCAGGUUCUCAUGCAUAAUAACAUACUUAAGAUAAUGAUAAGCUUAGCAAAACUGACUGCUUCUAUUGAAGUUCUUAACCAAAAAGUUUUGUCAAUGGAAAAGAAUUAUCAAACAGAGCCACAUGCUUCAACCAAAGACGUGAUGAUUAAGAAAGUUAACUCCAUUGAAGAUCUAGACCGUUUGGAAGCAGAACUGAGGGACGAAAAUAACAUGGAGCGAUAUAUUUCGAAAUUAAGCGCUAUUUGUGGAAAAACUGGCAAAUCCGAUGGAGUCACCAGCGCAUAUCGGCUGAUUGAUCAUCUAGUGACUCGCGAGAUAAUGAACAAAUGUUCCUGGACGGGCUUAGCUCGGGAUAUCGAUCUGCCAAGCAGUUCUAAAGAACCAUGUGCAGGUACACCCAAAAUUCCAUUGAAGUUUUACGCAAAGUUCCGAGAAAUGUUUUUGAGAGUUGUUAGGCUAGCAGACCAGGAUUUCCCCGAAGCCGAUUGUGAGAAAUUUUUGAAGGGAAUUAUGAAAAACAGCAAACAGAGGUUGACCGGAAAGGUUGUAUCGACGCAUAAAAACCGACCGAAGAAUUUGAAAUACGGAGACAAGAAAAAUGAGCUAAAAUAGAAGAAGUAUGUUGAUAUGCGAUUUUUUGUGAUUUUUAAUAUAUAUUUUUUUAAUUCUUAACCUAACUUAAAUGGUAUGAAACGAAGGAAUAAAAACUGUAUUUGUUGUAUCGUCAACUGGAACGGGUAUCAUUUCACACUUUAUAUCACACAAAUCGUAUUAUUAAAUCG
This is a messenger RNA of Wyeomyia smithii (pitcher-plant mosquito), 1317 nucleotides long. RefSeq lists its product as uncharacterized. Bases 23 to 1147 code for a protein of 374 amino acids. The transcript is spliced from 2 exons. NCBI's taxonomy places the organism in Eukaryota, Metazoa, Arthropoda, Insecta, Diptera, Culicidae. The record is from RefSeq and is a predicted model, not a curated record.